UCUAAUUGCGAUUGUCUAAGUUAAAAUAGGUGAAUUAUGGUUAGAACUUGUAACCAAAUGGUUGAAAGUUGAAUGGCCUCAGGACUAAAUCGUCCCUAAAUGUUUUACUCAAGUUACUUUAGAAGAGUAAGUGAAAUUGAUUUUCAGUCUAUCAUCUUGAUAAUGAAAAAUAUUUUGAUUUUGAGCGGAGGAAACUAUGGUAUCAGUCAGCAAGGCGUACCUUUAGUUUUGAGAUAAAUCAAGCUUUCUGCGAGAUGAGAAUCUGCCACACAACUUCAAAGUCUGAGAAGUUAUCACUUUAUUAAUGGGAUGAUUGAAUACAGUUGAAUGAAUCAUUUGUUUAACAUCCUAUCUGUAUUUCAAUGAUAAUAGUUAUCGAUUGAGAAUUAUUGAAAAUAGAAGAACUGAACAGUCAGUUUGUGAUACAAUGCAAUUUACGUCUAGUGUCAAUGAUGAUCAACCAUCAUACAAUCAACUUGAUUAACUCUUCAAAUCACAUUUUCUGAUAGACAUUUCACUAAAUAAUUAUAUUCAUCUGGAUGUUGAAGUAUGCCAUAAUUAAACUGUGUAAUUGGUUUCCUGGGAUCCAAUGGCAUUGGUUCUCUAUUUCCAUUUUUGAAUUCGUCGUCGUAUAGCUUUUGUUGUUGUUUUCUUUUCUCUGGAUCGUCACCAAGAUUUUUUGAUGAAAGUCUGGUUGGAGUUAAUGGAGUAGCUGUGUGAAGAAAAAAUACACAAAGGAACAAAGGUAACUGUUGUAAAUAAUCGCCAAGAAAUGGAGACAGACAUAAGAAUGAACAAUUGGAUAGGAAUAAGAAGGAAGGCCCAGGACAUAGUGAGUUGGAGAAUGCUGGUCGGCGGCCUAUGUUCCAUUGGGAGUAAUAGGUGUAUCACUUUUGUUUGUCCAACGGAAUUAAUUGCAUUUAGUGAAAGAGCUGCUGAGUUCCAAUCUAGAGAAUGUCAAGUAAUCGCAUGCUCAACUGAUUCAGUCUAUGCUCAUUUAGCAUGGACGAAAUUGGAUCGCAAAGCUGGUGGUUUGGGGCAAAUGAAUAUACCUUUGCUGUCCGAUAAAAACCUAAAGAUAUCACGAGCGUACGAGGUUCUUGACGAACAGGAAGGUCAUGCAUUCAGGCGGUACUUGCAUAAAGACGAGCCAUAUCCUGAGUCUGUGCCCGUAAACUGACUCCGUAUUUAUUUGUUUGUUUCUAGAGGGAGAUCAGUUGAUGAGGCGAUUCGUCUUUUGGAUGCUUUUAUUUUCUUUGAGAAACAUGGCGAAGUUUGUCCAGCGAACUGGAAACCAAAUUCAGCAACAAUAGUACCCGAUCCUGUUGCUUCUCUCUCCUACUUCUCGUCUGUGCACUGAGGUUUUUGUAUUGAUAUCAUAUUUUAGUUAACAUUAAUAAACAGUUUUUGUCAUCUGUUUCAAUGGGUUUUGUGUGGGAUGCAUUUUAUGCGUAGAAUGUUGCACUAUCUGCUGGGUAUAACAGGG
This is a messenger RNA of Schistosoma curassoni, 1486 nucleotides long. Lineage: Eukaryota; Metazoa; Platyhelminthes; Trematoda; Strigeidida; Schistosomatidae. The record is from the annotation of a GenBank genome assembly.